Vicugna pacos (alpaca) is the source of this 2541-nucleotide messenger RNA. Lineage: Eukaryota; Metazoa; Chordata; Mammalia; Artiodactyla; Camelidae. The record is from RefSeq and is a predicted model, not a curated record.
UAUUUAGAGAGAUACACACUCCAUAGGCAGAAUGUGGGCCAUCUCAGAAAGGUGAGAGGGAGAGAGGCCGAGAGGUGUGGGGGUGUUUAGGUAAAAGUAGAUACUCCAUAGACAGAGUGUGGGCCGUCUCAGAAGGCAAGAGAGAGAGCGACCUUAAAAUAUAUUCUUAAUUCUCUUGGUUCAUAACAAAGUCCGUGCAGAAGAAAUCUAAAAGAGAGUGUUUCAGGAGCGUUAUUGUUGGAAACCCUUCUUGGAGAAGACAAAAUAAUUCAGGAUGAGUGUAUCCAGAGGUACAGGGUCAGAGAAAAGAAAGGACAAUUGAGGCAGUAGAGGGCCAGGAUGGAACGGGGGAAAUCAGUAGUGUACAGACUGAAAGUAAUUAAGCCUGAGAAGUUCCACAGUGGUUGCUAGAGGCAGGGACACGUGUGGCAUGAGUCAGGGAUCCCUGUAUUUUGGAAUUGCGAGGGAAUUGGACGCUUCUGAAUACCGUGGGUUAAUUAGCAAACAAAGCUCAUUUGUUUUUUCACAGUCAGAUCUCUAAAUUGAAGGUAUUUGUAUCCUCUUUACCACCAACAAUAGUCUUAGCCCUCUGGCUGCGGGGAGAGCUACCCAUUCUCACUUUUAGAGCACACCGUAUGUUUCUUUUGGUUGUCCUGGGGGCUAGUUCCAGGUGAGGGAUUGGGGCUUCAUGGCAAAUGAGUAUGAAGACUGUGAACAGCUAGAGUCUCAUGGCUUUUUCCUUCUUCCUCAGUUUGACCUUCUGUUGCUUGGACUGUGUGUGAGCGAAAAACCAGAAGACAGUUGCCAGCUGAACUAGUUACAAUGGACUCACAGGAAUCAGUGACCUUCGAGGAUGUAGCUGUGGACUUCACCCAGGAAGAGUGGGCCCUACUGGACACAUCCCAGAGAAAACUAUUCAGAGAUGUGAUGCUAGAGAACAUCAGUCAUCUGGUCUCAGUUGGCAAUCAAUUCUACAAAUCAGAUGUGAUUUCCCAUUUGGAGCAAGGAGAGCAACUUUCAAGAGAAAGGUUAGAUUUUCUGCAAGGCCAGACAAUUUAUUUUUUUCCAGUCAUUUCAGAUAGAGAAGAUGAUCUGAAAAAACAAAUGAUAUCCAUGCAGCAUAUCAACAAGAAGGACGCACCUUUAAUUAGGACAGUGAGCUCUCACACUCAAGAGGAUCCUCUGGAACACAAUGAUUUCAGAGAAACAUUUACUGAAAUCUUAACAUUGACUCAAUAUGAGAUACCUCAAAUGGGAAAGAAACCCUGUGUCAGCCAAGAUUUUGGAAAACCCAUCAAUUACUUGUCAUCCUUUAAUCUACAUAAGCAAAUUCAUGCUAGAAGUACAUCAUAUGAAUAUCAUCAACGUAGGAAUGCCUUUAAUCAAAGUUCUGCCCUUAGACAACACAAUAAUGCCACAACUGGAGAGAAAACAUUUGAAUGUCAUGUAUGUAGGAAAGCCUUCAGUAAAAGUUCUAACCUUAGACGACAUGAGAUGAUUCACACUGGAGUGAAACCACAUGGAUGUCAUCUUUGUGGGAAAUCCUUUACUCAUUGUUCUGAUCUUAGAAAACAUGAAAGAAUUCACACUGGAGAGAAAUUAUAUGGAUGUCAUCUGUGUGGGAAAGCCUUCAGUAAAAGUUAUAACCUUAGGCGACAUGAGAUGAUUCACACCAGAGAGAAACCAAAUGAAUGUCAUCUGUGUGGGAAAGCCUUCACUUACUGUUCUGACCUUAGAAAACAUGAGAGAACACACUUUGGAGAGAAACCAUAUGAAUGUCGUCUAUGUGGGAAGACAUUCAGUAAAACUUCUUACCUUAGACAACAUGAGAGAACUCACAAUGGAGAGAAACCAUAUGAAUGUCAUCUAUGUGGGAAGGCCUUCACUCAUUGUUCUCACCUUAGAAAACAUGAGAGAACUCACACUGGAGAAAAACCAUAUGAAUGUCAUCUAUGUGGAAAAGCCUUCACUGAAUCUUCUGUCCUUAGACGACAUGAGAGAACUCACACUGGAGAAAAACCAUAUGAAUGUCAUCUAUGUUGGAAGGCCUUCACUGAUUCUUCUGUCCUUAAGCGACAUGAGAGAACUCACACUGGAGAGAAACCAUAUGAAUGUCACUUAUGUGGGAAAACCUUCAAUCACUCUUCUGUCCUUAGACGACAUGAAAGAACUCACACUGGUGAGAAACCAUAUGAAUGCAAUAUAUGUGGUAAAGCUUUCAAUAGAAGUUAUAACUUUAGAUUGCAUAAGAGAAUUCACACUGGAGAGAAACCAUAUAAAUGUUAUCUCUGUGGGAAAGCCUUCAGUAAAUAUUUUAACCUUAGACAACAUGAAAGAACUCAUGCUAUAAAGAUAAUAAAUGAAGAGUCACCACCCAUGGCUUCAAACUAUAAACACUCUUGAGGACUCACAAUAAGAAAUACUAUGUUUUGGGUUUUUUUGUUUUUUGUAUAUAUAUAUUUAUUGAAGUAUAGUCAGUUUAAAAUGUGUCAAUUUCUGGUGUACAGCAUAAUGCUUCAGUCAUACAUGAACAUACAUAUA